Messenger RNA from Drosophila persimilis, 854 nucleotides. Its product is annotated as follistatin-related protein 1. The transcript is spliced from 2 exons. The record is from RefSeq and is a predicted model, not a curated record. The coding region runs from base 541 to 834 and encodes 97 amino acids. NCBI's taxonomy places the organism in Eukaryota, Metazoa, Arthropoda, Insecta, Diptera, Drosophilidae.
AUGCCGGCCUUAUUUGUUAAGCUAACAAUUAGCAUUAUGAGUCAUUACAAAUAUGUAUAAAUAAAACAGCUUGCAUGUAUGCACAUGUGCGCACCACUUGGACGGCAGACAACGAACGGAGCCAGUGUUCCAGUCAGUUAAACAGCCAUUCAAAGUAUACAAAUUUCACGAGUGGCAUAGACAAAAGCUCCCGGAAGAGAACAGCGGUAAAGGGAACAGUUAUCAUUGAUUCUUUGGUCAGUAACAAUGUGCUGUGCUUGUUUCCAUGGCAACGCCCCGUGUUUGAGUUUGAAUUUGGAGAGCAUAAAGCAAAUCAGCAUGCAUCAGCGGUUGAUGUACAUGUACAUACAGUGGUUAUCAGUUGCUGGAUAGCCGUUUCCAAGUGUCGUCAGAGAACAAUUUUGGCUCGGUGCAAUCGGAGAUCAAAUGUACAAGUAUUCAGCAAAUGCCAAUCACUUUUGCCAGUGCUUAAGCAGCUCCGACUGAAAACUGAAAACAGAUCUCUACUUAGUUAUGGUGGGAUUGUUUUAGACAGACAAGAUGCACGUAAUGUUUACUUUGACCGGCAAAGCCGCGACGAAAAUUGUAUUGUUUUGCUUCCUGAUCUCGAUCGUGUCUAUACUAUUUGCGCUGUGCGUCUCUCUGCCAUUAAAACAGAGCAGCUCGGCAUGUAUGGCCAUCGAAACCUGUGAUCCAUUUAAGCCCAUCUGUGCAACGUCCAUAAACGAACAUCAGUUUUUCUACAGCCAGUGCGAAAUGGUACGGGAUAUCUGUCUAACCGGUAAGGAUUGGAAAUCCGAUUACUUAAGCCACUGCAAUGUCAGCAAGCUUUAGCAGGACAUUUACAUAGGAUA